GGUGUAAUAAGUUUUCAAAAUGGAGUCUGAAUGUGAAGAGAGUUAUAAACUGAGAGUUGUCAUCGAGUUCCAACAGCUGAGGGUGAUAAUGUGGGGUAUAUUCAUAAACGUCUAAAAAGUGUUUACGGACAGAAGCACAGUUGGAUGCUGGGUGAAACGUGUGAGAGGGAACACCACAGCGGCCGCCGUACUUGGCUUUGACAAGAGACAGUGUGUAACGUGCUGAUGACAUUCAGAAGGAUCGACAUUUUACCUACAGGUGUUGUCACUGCAGCACGAAAUCAGUGAAGGGCGUGUGUCCAGAUGAAGGAUAUUGCUGCUGAGUUGCUGGCUCGAUAUGAGACGUAUGGGGAUUGCUUCCUUUCACUAAUUUUGACCUUGAGGCAGAAACGAAAUGGCAAUGCAUGGAGUGGCAUCACAUGACUUCGCCACGAAAGAAAUGAUGGCAACUGUCUUCUGGGACAUGAAACGGGUGAUUUUCUGGAGAAAGGUACAAGGAAAACAAAUGCAUGUACUAUGUAAUCCAAACAUUUACUGACCCAGGAGGUGAGAAAGCAAGCUACAAAGUACUGCCACCAGAUGUCCACAUGCAGUUGGGAACAUAAAGCCGGUGGUGAACCGGUUGGACAGGCAGAACUGGCUGUUGUGACAGCCAUCGCAGAGACAGUUCGAUGUGGAAUGAUAUUAUGCAGUAUCUGGUGUUGCAGCACACAGGCUGAACCUGUUUUGCUAUUUUCCUCGAGUAGAGGAAUGUGUAUCCAACAUCUGUGGAGUAGUUCAGCCCGAGCAUUACGCAGGUGGAGACGUGUCCCAGAUGUUGGAGUCGGGAGGAGCGUUUCCAGUUGAUGAAACGAGAUUGUACCUGGCAGAAAUCAUCGACGCUGUGGAGUAUCUGCAUAAGGAAGUGGACUUGGUCGAGUGUCGGCAUAAUGGCAUUUGAAAUGAUGACAGGCCACAAGCCAUUUAAAUAUAACGAAUAUGUAAAUGAAGGAGAACUCUGUCGUCAGAAGAAGCAUAGACCUGCAAAGUCUAGAUUAACAGAAAAAUAAUUUUGAGUACAAUGGGUACUGUGCAAGAACAAGAACAUUCAGCUGAUGAUGACAUUCAAUAUCACGAUAUGGAACACGAUUCUGAACUGGAUAUUUCUCAUAAUCCGUCUCCAGUUGACCAAGGAAACAACCCCUCUGACUCUGUUGAUAGAGGACACGCAUCAAAAUCUUCUGGAAAGAGACAAAAGGGGAAUUUGAAAGGAAUGAAGCAGAGGAAUACUAACAAGGAAGGGUACUUGCACUUAAUCUUCAUCAUCAUAGUGUUAAUAGGAACAUUUGGGAAGACAGACAAAAUGACAUAUUGGUGCAAAAAACUUCUAGAUGAUUUGUUUGUGGAAACUAACUUUCAAGUUGGUGUUGAAGAAAGAAACUUCAAAAACAUAUCACACAUAAGUCAUUUCUGGAAGUUUGCAGAGACUGUAAUGAUUGACAGUUUAUACGGGAACCUUCAAGAUGAUACGCAUCAAACAGUUGGAUAUAUGUUGGAAGAUUACAAGCUGAUUGGAGCACCACGCCUACGACAGGUAAAAGUGAGAAAUGAUUCAUGCAUAAUAAAUGAAGCAUUCAAACGAUUAUUCUCAGAAUGUUAUGACGUAUAUUCAUCUGCAAAUGAAGAUAAGGGACAAUUUGGACCAGGAAUCGGAACAGCCUGGACUUAUUCCACUGAAGAAGAACUGCAUGGUUCCAGUUACUGGGGAAGAUUUUCAACGUAUGGUGGUGGAGGAUAUUAUGAAGACCUGUCACUCGAUCGUAUUGAAACAAUUGAGAAAUUGCUUACCUUGAAGAUUAAUCAGUGGGUUACAAGAGGAACUCGUGCCAUUUUCCUUGACUUUAUUGUCUAUAAUGCAAAUAUCGAUGCAAUCUUAACUUUGACGUAAGUUCUCACGUUCAGUUUCUUACCUUAACACAGAUAUUUAUAUUUCUUUGUAAUGUACUUUGCCAUCCGGAGAGUCCAGGAGAAUCAGGUAGGGCAUGUCACACCAACUUUACUCCCUCCUGGACCCACUUCUUCCAUGAGCCAAGUUAAAUGACACAGACAGUGCAAAUGGUAAUUAUGUUAAUUUGAGUGAGAGGUAUUGUAAGGUAUUGUAGAUGCGU
Molecule: messenger RNA, 2147 nt
Organism: Zootermopsis nevadensis
Lineage: Eukaryota; Metazoa; Arthropoda; Insecta; Blattodea; Termopsidae
Source: RefSeq, a predicted model, not a curated record